Messenger RNA from Lathyrus oleraceus (garden pea), 1446 nucleotides. RefSeq lists its product as uncharacterized. The coding region runs from base 1 to 1446 and encodes 481 amino acids. NCBI's taxonomy places the organism in Eukaryota, Viridiplantae, Streptophyta, Magnoliopsida, Fabales, Fabaceae. The record is from RefSeq and is a predicted model, not a curated record. The transcript has 4 exons.
AUGACACUCGAACAACUGGAAGCAAACCAGGUUUCGAUGAGAACCGACAUUGACUCCAUGCAGGCAAAGAUGGAUCGCUUGCUAGAAACUAUGCUACUCUUGGCCCAGAAGGAGAAGGAUGCUGAGACUAACGCUGAAGCCAGGAAAGUUGCUGCCGAGUUUGGAUCGCCAUCACUUAGCAUCCCUGGAGUGAUUGACCUUGAUGGUAACCCUAAUCAGCCUAGAGGAGGACCGAUCCCUAUUCCUGUUCCCAUGGUCAACAUGAACCCCCAUGAGCACUCUGCUACAUCUGCUCACCAUGGAUCUGUGAUAGGUGAUGAGGAUCCAUAUGAUGCCUUCUUCAUGCCACAACCCGCCAAGCUUGCUGUUGGAGGUCUCCCAGACCCAGCUGUUGAUAGACUCCAUGCUUUGGAGGAAAAGUUUAAGUCCUUGGAGGUUCACACUACUCCCGGUUUAGACGCCGUUGAUAUGUGCUUGGUGCCAGGAUUGGUGAUUCCACAGAAGUUCAAAGUCCCAGACUUUGACAAAUACAAAGGGAUCAGCUGCCCAAGAACACACCUUAGAGCUUACUGUCGUAAGAUGGCUGCCCACAUCAACAUGACUCAACGCAACAAUGAGUCAUUCAAAGAGUACGCACAACGCUGGAGAGAGCUUGCAGCUCGCGUCCAACCUCCUCUUCUUGAUAAAGAAUUAAUCGACAUGUUUAUGGGAACUCUGCACACCCAGUACAUGGAGAAAAUGGUAGGGUCCAGCUUCCCAGCAUUUGCUGAGGUUGUCUCUGUAGGAGAACGGAUUGAAAGUCAAAUUAAGAAAGGAAAGCUACCUUGCGCUGCCAAUGCUUCAAGUGGGGUGAAGAAACCUUAUCCCAAUCUCCCAAAGAAGCCGGAAGGGCAGACCAAUGCCAUAAUGAGAGGAGGAGGAUAUAGGGCACGUCCGUCUGUUCCUAUGCCUUACGAUCAGGUUGCCGCUGUCAUCCAAACACCAUACCAGCAACCCUAUCAGCAACCGUAUCAACAACCAUAUCAACAACCGGCUUACCAGCAGCCACAUCAGAAUCAACAGCAACAUGCUCAACCACGUCCACCUAACCAGCAGAGGGCAAGGAGGCCAGAAAGACAUUUUGAUCCUUUACCAGUAUCAUAUAGCAAGAUCCUCCCCUACCUACUAAAGGAUGGAUCAGUUGUUCUGAAGGAGCUAACACCUGUGAUAGCGAGAUUUGUUAUUGAUCCUACCAUCAUCCUUUUGGUGAUGGAGAUCUUUGUUGUAGCCACUGUAACCAUCACCCUUUUGGUGAUGAUUACUUUUGAAGCUCGGUUUAUCCAUCAUUCUUUUGGUGAUGAUAAUCCUGACAAUCUUGGUGCUGACAACAUCGGUUCAAAGACAUCACCAGCUCGUCAAGUUGUCGACACCAACAAACGAUUCCAAGUUGCUGCUGCUAUGACUUAA